CCAUCGCCGGAAGUCUCCGUGGGCCGCUGCCUGGCGUUCCUCGCCGGCCGGGUCCGUUCUGCUUCCCGGUGCCUCGGGCCUCCCGGGUCUGGUGCUGGGCGCCGAGCCGGCAGAGCUGGCGGAACCCGCUUUCCGCCUCCAGAGGGCAGCGGCCGCGGCCUAAUCCCUUCACGGGCAGCUCGGUGCCGUCGGCCUCACAGCUCUUCCUGUCGCCGGGAGUGGCUGGCCGACCAGUGGGCGGCCGGGCCAGCCUCCGCCAUUCCCGUGUCUCUGCGCCCGCGGGGGCCGCCCGAGCCGGCCACCAUGCCGCUGGGCCUGAAGCCCACCUGCAGCGUCUGCAAGACCACGUCGUCCUCCAUGUGGAAGAAGGGCGCGCAGGGGGAGAUCCUCUGUCAUCACUGCACGGGCCGGGGCGGCGCGGGCGGCGGGGCUGCCGGCUCGGGGGCGGCCGCAGGGACUGGGGGCAGCAGCGGCGGCGGCGGCUUCGGCGCGGCGACCUUUGCCAGCACCUCCGCCGCCCCUCCGCAGAGCAACGGGGGCGGGGGCGGCAAGCAGAGUAAGCAGGAAAUUCACAGGAGGUCUGCUCGGCUCAGAAACACUAAAUACAAAUCUGCUCCGGCUGCUGAAAAGAAAGUUUCCACCAAAGGAAAAGGGAGAAGACAUAUAUUUAAAUUGAAAAAUCCUAUCAAAGCUCCUGAGUCAGUUUCCACCAUAAUCACCGCAGAAUCAAUCUUCUACAAGGGAGUAUAUUAUCAAAUUGGUGAUGUUGUUUCUGUGAUCGAUGAACAAGAUGGAAAGCCCUACUACGCUCAGAUCAGAGGCUUUAUCCAGGACCAGUACUGCGAGAAGAGUGCAGCACUGACGUGGCUCAUUCCCACCCUCUCCAGCCCCAGAGACCAAUUUGAUCCUGCCUCCUAUAUCAUAGGACCAGAGGAAGAUCUUCCAAGGAAGAUGGAAUACUUGGAAUUUGUUUGUCAUGCACCUUCUGAGUAUUUCAAGUCACGGUCAUCACCAUUUCCCACAGUUCCCACCAGACCAGAGAAGGGCUACAUAUGGACUCAUGUUGGGCCUACUCCUGCAAUAACGAUUAAGGAAACAGUUGCCAACCAUUUGUAGUUCACAGAUUAAAACUGGAUUUCCAGGCUUGGUGUGGUGGCUCACACCUAUAGUUCCAGCUGUCACACAAGUGCUCUCCAGGCUGGGCAACAGAGUGAGAUUCCAUCUCUUAGAAAAACCAUAAAAAAACUGGAUUUCCAAUUCUCUUAUAUUCUUAGUACCAUGCGAUAUGUCACAGGUAUCUUUAAAUGAAAUUCUUAGCUAGAAAAAUGACUAAAAAGUUUUUCUCUACUACCUAGUAAUCAUUAGAUUGCUUAUUACUAGUCACUUAGAAAAUUAAAAGCAAUAGAGCCAAGCACAGUGGCUAAUGCCUGUAAUCCCAUCACUUUGGGAGGACAAGGUGGUUGGAUCACCUGAGCUCAGGAGUUCAAGACAAGCCUGUCCAACAUGGCA
This is a messenger RNA of Saimiri boliviensis boliviensis (Bolivian squirrel monkey), 1509 nucleotides long. RefSeq names its product GATA zinc finger domain containing 1 (gene GATAD1). Gene Ontology annotation, molecular function: sequence-specific DNA binding; zinc ion binding. NCBI's taxonomy places the organism in Eukaryota, Metazoa, Chordata, Mammalia, Primates, Cebidae. Gene Ontology annotation, biological process: regulation of DNA-templated transcription; chromatin organization. The record is from RefSeq and is a predicted model, not a curated record. Gene Ontology annotation, cellular component: nucleus.